Closterium sp. Naga37s-1 is the source of this 993-nucleotide messenger RNA. The record is from the annotation of a GenBank genome assembly. Lineage: Eukaryota; Viridiplantae; Streptophyta; Zygnematophyceae; Desmidiales; Closteriaceae.
AUGGAGUUGCGACAUCUCGCAGGGCAAGUGGGUGGCGGACAGCGCGCUACCGCUCUACACGGGCAGCUCGUGUCCCUACAUCCGCACAUCGCAGAACUGCCUCAAGCAGGGCCGCCCGGACAUGUCCCCAAGGGGUGCUCUGUGAAGCGCGUGUCGCCGCGGAGCUUGGCGGAGCUGCUCCGCGGCAAGCUGGUGGUGGUGUUCGGCGACUCGCUCUCCAAGAACUUCGCCGCGUCGCUGCAGUGCAUGCUGUACGCCGCCGACUCUGCCGCCGCUAAGUCGUACCGUCUGGCGCAAAACAAAAGUGCCGAGUGGGGCGUCGAGUUCCCGACGUACAAGAUCCGGUUCGUGUCCGUCUUCUCCAACUGGCUCAACAAUGCCUCCAGCCUGCCCGAUAAGAACGGCAUCGAGCAGCACCGCAUCGACUUGGACGGCCUGGAUCAGCGCAUCAAGGACGUGCUGCCCAUCGCUGACAUCGUCAUUUUCCAGGCGACGGCGUGGUGGUUGCCGCCCAUCAACCGGUGGUACGUGGGCGGCGCGGAGGUGACGAUGAAGGCAACGGCAGCGUACGAGCGCGGACUGACGACGCUGCGGGACUACGUGGCGGACAGCAGCCGCCGCAGCAGCGGCAAGUUCAAGGGGCGCGCGGUGGUGAUGGGCGUGUCGCCGUCGCACUACAACCUGCCCGUGAGGGGCGUGAAGAAGGGCAAGUGCAACGUCACCUCCAUGCUCACCAGCGCGCAGACGGCGACUGUUCGAGAUGGAGACGGCGCAACGAGUGAGCUGCGGGCCAUCCAGCAGCGUGUGCUGGGGGGGUCAGCGGUGGCAUACGUGGAUGUGAAGCCCAUGAGCGACUGGCGCCCCGACGCACACAUUCAAAACUGGAGCGUCAAAGGUGGAGCACCAGAUACAAAGAAGAAUGACUGCCUUCAUUGGUGUGAAGGAGGAGUUACUGAUGCAUGGGUGGAAAUGCUCUUCAACAAGCUGCGAUAA